Bufo gargarizans (Asiatic toad) is the source of this 3305-nucleotide messenger RNA. RefSeq names its product mitogen-activated protein kinase 1 interacting protein 1 like (gene MAPK1IP1L). Bases 122 to 1381 code for a protein of 419 amino acids. The record is from RefSeq and is a predicted model, not a curated record. Lineage: Eukaryota; Metazoa; Chordata; Amphibia; Anura; Bufonidae. The transcript is spliced from 4 exons.
ACAGUCCCAUCGGUGAGAUCAGGAAGGUGCAGCCAUAUGGUUCCAGGCAGCGGUGAUAUGGGUGCCUUAUCAGAUCACCGGGAAAAACACGGCUGAUGGGGCGGCAUUAUAUCGGGGGACAAUGUCUGGAACCGACGAUUUUUCGCUGGCGGAUGCCUUAGCAGAUACUACUCCUGCCAAGUCAAAGAAUGUAAGCAACCCAAAAGAUGGUCAGCAACCAGGUGGCUGGUCUGCAUCAAACCCUUGGGGCACAAAUCCAAGUGCUCCUUCUGCCCCUGGUUUCACACCAUAUGGACAAGGCCAAGCAGGAGGACCAUAUUCUAGUGGUGGAUCUGGAGCACCAUCUCAACCAUAUCCAUCCGGACCUCAGCCACAAGCUCCAACACAGCCAUAUCCAUCUGGAGCUCCAACACACCCAUAUCCAUCCGGACCUCAGCCACAAGCUCCAACACACCCAUAUCCAGCUGGAGCUCCAACACACCCAUAUCCAUCCGGACCUCAGCCACAAGCUCCAACACACCCAUAUCCAGCUGGACCUCAGCCUGGAGCACCAUCCCAACCAUAUGCAGCUGGACCUCAGCCUGGAGCACCAUCCCAACCAUAUGCAGCUGGAUCUCAGCCUGGAGCACCAUCCCAACCAUAUGCAGCUGGAUCUCAGCCUGGAGCACCAUCCCAACCAUAUGCAGCUGGAUCUCAGCCUGGAGCACCAUCCCAACCAUAUGCAGCUGGAGCCCCAACACACCCAUAUCCAUCUGGACCUCAGCCUGGAGCACCAAGUGCACCUUCAGGUCCUGCUGGGCCUUAUCCAGGGGCUGCACCCGGUCAACAGCCUUCUGCACCAAAUGCCCCACAACCUGCUGGACCUACUGGACCCUAUCCAGGAGCCCCUGCAGGACAACAACCAAAUCCACCAAAUGCCCCAUACUCUUCUGGACCCUACCCAGGAGCGCCCACUGGGCCACAAGGAGCUCCAACUGGGCCCUAUCCUAAUGCACCUGGGCAAUAUCCUUCAGCUCAGUAUCCUUCUGGGCCUGCUGGAAUGCCAGGACCCUAUUCCAACCCUUCUGGGGCAUCAAGUCAACCAUAUCCAAGUGCACCAGGUCAAGGCCCCUCACCAGGUGGAUCUUAUCCUGCUCCUUAUGGUCAGUCAGGUCCUGCAGGAGCUGGCCAGGGCGGGCCUUGGGAUUCUAAUCCAUGGGGAUCUCAGAGUGGCCAGUAUCCAUCAAACCCAAAUAUGCCAUACCCAGCCUCCAGUCCAUUUCCAAAUCCUGGAGCUGCAUCAUCCAUACCAUGGGGUGCUGUGCCUCCAGGUCAGUGGGGGCCAUCUGCUCCAUUUCCUGGAGCUGGUGGAUCCUACCCUAAACCAGGCUCAUAUCCAUGAAGCUGUCUGUUCCAGUGGCUGACCCCAGAACCCACCCUAAUUUCCCAGAAUUAAAAAGAAAAGCUCCAAAGCCCCUCAUGAACCCAGGCCAUCGUACGACCUACACCAGAACUGAUCAGCCGAUAGAAAUCUGGAGGAUGUCUUCUAUACGCGGGUGACGCGGCCGCUCCUCCGGAUUCAUUAUACGGACAAUGUUUCGCUUUUUCUACCGAUACAAGGAAAUAUAUUUACACGCAGGUUAUGUGGAAGCCUCUUUUUGUAAUUUUUGUAUACUUUGUUCUUCUUUUGCCUCACAAGCAAUAUUCUUACCAGGGGAAUGUCACCUAAAUUCUGUAAAGUAUAACAUGGUGGGGGGGGUUCAAAAAAACGAUGCAAGAUGCCUUGGGUGCUGCUCGAAAUGAGCCCUUUCUGUUAUGUCUAUUUUGGACAAACUCUUUUCCUUAGGGAGCAUGCACACAAAUGUCUGUUCACUGGAUCCGCAAAAAAACGGAAAUGACUCAGUGUGCAUUCUGGUUCCUUAUGUCCGCACCGCCAAAAAAGAUUAUAUUAUAGAAUAUGCAGACAAGGAUAGGCAUUAUUACAACGGAUGAAAUACGGAUGUCACAUGGACGUCAUCCGUAUCUUUUUGCGGAUCUGUGUUAAGUAUAUAUAUAUAUAAGUAUAAGAAGAUUUCAUGGUGUCCUGCGCCACCACAGGGGAAAUAAAGCACUACACAGCGCCCAUUGCAAUGAAUUAACAAUUGCGUAUCUAUUAGAUGGGGGGGGGGGUCAUCCCCAGUAAUAUAGAAUACCGUAAUAUGGUAUUUGAGCGUAUGAUGGCAGAUUUCAGGGGAAAGAAGGAUUGGGCUGCUGAACUGCAGCAUGCCCAAUCGUUUUGUGAGCAAGGGAGAUAAUUUGCUGCCAGAGGAUUCUGGCAGCAGCUCAUAACCUUUCCCUUAAGGCUUGUUCACGCAAACGUAUGGGUUCCGCAAUUUGUGGUCCCCAAUGCACGGAGAACGUUCGUGAAGGCUCCGGGACGGAUCCAGACCCAUUCCGCAAAAAGAUAGAGCAAGUUUUAUCUUUUUGCGGAAUGAAAGUACGGAACGAUACCCCAUGGAAGCACUCAGUAGUGCUUCCGUAGCGUUCCGUACCUCUUGAUUUGCGGACCUAUUGAAGUGAAUGGGUUCCGCAUCCGUAAUUGACACGGACAGUGUCCUUGUAUUGCGGAUCUGCAUAUGCGGUCUGCAAUAUGGAAAUGGAACACAUACAUUCGUGUGAACAAGCCCUUAAUGAGAAGACAUGCAUGCUCGGCUGAGGAAGAGGGGGGGGGGGGGGCGCCAGCUUUCUGAUGUGUAUUUUCAUAGUAUUGGACAAAACAAAUUUUGCUUGAGUAUUUUUCAGUGGUGCCAACUAUUUCCCCUCCCUCUAUAGGAAUUACAGGGGUUGAUUUAUAGCGCUGCUCAUUUCAAUUAGUUGUAUCUAGUAUUGUAGCAUUCACUUGAAUGGGCUGCAAUACCAGGCACGGCCACAAGAGGCGCGAUUUCUUUUUUGUUAAUUUCGGAUGGCUCCUUUAACACAUGUACGGUUGUGAUGCCUGGUACUCUCCCCACCCCCAUAUAAAGAUUUUUUAUUUUUCCUACAAUAUGUUACCUAAGAUCUUCUGUGGGUUGCUGGCAGGAUCACUUCUAUCACAAAUAAGUAUUUAUUGUGUGGUUGUCAGAGGUUUGCACGUUGUAUUAUACUAACCAGGGUGAUUUAUUGCUUAAUAUUCUUUAUAUAUUUCAGAAUUUAUUAUAUUUUUUUCUUUCUUUUUUUGGGAAUAGUUGUAGAAGACUUCAGCAUUUAUGGCGUUUGCACUGAUUUUUGUAAUAGAAAUUCAAUAAAGAUGAGGAUAUCAGUGAAUUUUAAUAUAUAUAAUAAAGGUAUAAGAAUCUGGCAUGAAAUUC